Messenger RNA from Dictyostelium purpureum, 2713 nucleotides. RefSeq lists its product as uncharacterized. The annotation marks the transcript as partial. The record is from RefSeq and is a predicted model, not a curated record. The transcript has a single exon. Lineage: Eukaryota; Evosea; Eumycetozoa; Dictyosteliales; Dictyosteliaceae.
AUGGAUAAUAAUAUUAAUAAUAAUAAUAGUAUAGAUAGUAAUAAUGAAAUUAUAGAAAUUAAUAAAAUAAAAAAUAUAAAUUUUAAUCAUAUAGAGCAGGUUUCUUUAAAUGAUUUAAUAUUAUUAUCAAGACUAUUCAAUUUAUCUUAUUCUGGCAAAAAAGCAGAUAUAUGUGUUAGAAUAAAUAAUUUUAUAAAACUUAUUCACGAAACUCAAAACUGUGAUGAAUAUAACAGUGUUGUUGGCAUAAAAAGAGAAAAAAAUUUAGAGAAUUCAGAUUUAAUUAAUAAUAGUUGUUAUAACUUAAAAAUCAAAAAUAUCGAAAAUUCAGAGUUUUUAUUUUGGAAAGUAGUCAAAAACAAGUACCUUUUUAGAAUUAUUAUUCAGUUCUUAAAAGAUGGCAACAACAAUGACCAGUUCUCAAAAAAAUAUUAUCAAGCAAUAGAAGUGGAAUGGAUGAUCAAACACAAUCAUAAAGAGUUACUUAAGGAUAAAAUAAAAAAUGACCAAUAUUUAUUAUUCCCAAAAAUUAAACAAUCAGCUUUACCAUUUACACCAUUAACAACAACAACAACAGCAACAACAACAGCAAUAAAAAACAAUAAUAGUUUACCACCAUUUAAUAAUAAUAAUAUCCCAGUAAAUUUAGAACUAAGCUCCUUAUUACCAAUUUUCAAAUUUAUAAACAACGACGAUGAGUUUUAUAAAAUACUGUUCAGCGCUCACUCUAUUAGAAUUAAUACAAAUAUAAAAGAAAGAGUAUUAGAAAUUAUAUCUUGCAAUUGUAUAUCUGCCCUCAGAACAUUAAUAGAACACUUUGAAUGGUAUCAAGUUUCACCUGGUACAUUAAUACAGUCAAUCAAAUUUAACAGUUUUAAAAUUAUAAAAUAUUUAUUUUCAAAAUACUCUACUUUUUAUCAACAAUCACCUAUACAAUCUCUUCCACCACCACCACCACAACAACCAAAUCAACAAAUAGAAUUUAUAAACCAAAUUUGGAAAUUAAUAUUCAAUACACCAAAUGAACUAUUAUCAAAAAGAUUUAAAGUUUUAAAUUAUUUAAUAUCAGAUUUAAAUUUUAUACCUCCCAAAGAUCAACCAUUAUAUUUAAUGAACUUAUUUAGAUUGGAUCCAAUAGAAAAUAAAUUCACUUUAAAACAAUUAUUAGAAUCAUGUAAAUCAAUAUUGCUAUUAAAUAUAGAUAAAAAUACAAUCAUUAAUUUCAAAAACUCAUUAAAUAAAAAUAACCAACAAGAACAACAACAAGAUAAUAAUAAUGAAUAUUUAACAAUUAAGGAAAUAAAUAAUGAAUAUUUAAAAUUUAAAAAUCAAGGUCAAUUAAAGUUGUCAAUAAUCGAUAUCUCUUCAUCAAGCCAACAAGAAUUAGAUCCAAUAAUAAAUAAACUUUUAGAAAUGUACUAUUCAAUAACAAAUAAGAAACCUUUAAUAUAUCAUUUAAUAUCUAAAGAAAAAUGGACAGAAAGCAAUUACCCAGAGCAAGAAAUAUACUCAUUAGAUAAAGCUGAAAUACUGGCAUUCUCAUUCGCAAAUAGUAUAAUAUUAAAAAAAUGGUUUCAACUUAACGAUUUCUCUGGUAAAGAUAAUAAUAGAUACAUUGCAGAAAAUAAAAUUUCAUUGUUAUUUCAACAAGAAGAAUUUCCAAAUUUUUUAUUUAAUAAACAAAUAAUAUCUAAUAAUAAUAAUAAUAAUAAUAAUAAUAAUAAUAAUAAUAUAAUUUUAAAAGAAAAAAAAAUAGAAUUUUUAAUAAAUUUAAUUAAUGAUAUAAAAGAUAAUAAAAUAAAUCAAGAAUCAAAACUUCAACCUUUGUUUUUAUUUAAUAUAAUGGUGGCAAAUGAUGAUCUGGAAUUAAUUCAGUUAGUUUAUCAAGAAUUUGGUUGCGAUCAAUUAAGAGUACCAACAAAGAAUUUUAGCAAUUUCGAUUUCAAUAUAUUUAGAUAUGUCAGAUCAACUCAAGUUUUAGAUUUCAUACUGGCAAACUUCAAAGAUAAAUCACUAUAUAAUAUAAUACCAUUUUACAAAUUUGGAAGAAUUGAACUAUUAUCGCAUUAUGAAAAAUAUUUAACAGAACCAAAUAGCAAAUUAAAGUUUACGAGUUCAAUUUAUUCAUUAUUUUUAUUGCCAACUGUAUUAUCAGCGCCAUCUUCAUCAUCACCAGCUUCAAUUUCAUCUAUUUCCAGUUUACCAGUUAAAAAAGUUAAAGUAGUUUCAUCAAAAUCAAACAAUCAAAUGACAGAUCAACAAGUAAAUCAAUUAUUAACCCAUGAAUCACAAAUUCAACUAACUGAUAAAAUAUUGAAAACCAUAACACAUAUUUUAUCAAGACCCUAUUCGUUCGAAUAUGACUCAGUAGUUGUAAAGUGUUGGUCAGAUUAUCAAUUUUCAAAUUGGUCAGAUUUAGAAUCAAUAAAAACAAUAAUACAAACCACGUCAUACAAUUAUGAAAUCUUUAAAAAGCAUACAACAGAUUUAGAAGAACCCUUUACCAACAUUCAAAUAUCUCUUAUUGAUUGGAUAUUAAAAGAAAGAAAGUUUGAUAUCGUUUCAAAAAGAUGUAAAAUCAGUAACCCUGUUUUAAAAGCAGUAUUAUAUUUAACUGGCAGAGGCGAUGAAUUAUUCAACAGUGAAAUUACAAGCUAUUCAAAUAAUAAUAUCAACAACAACAACAAUAAUAAUAAUGAUUCCAACGAAUCAA